Molecule: messenger RNA, 1206 nt
Organism: Elephantulus edwardii (Cape elephant shrew)
Lineage: Eukaryota; Metazoa; Chordata; Mammalia; Macroscelidea; Macroscelididae
Gene: MKRN3
Product: makorin ring finger protein 3
Biological process (GO): protein polyubiquitination
Molecular function (GO): metal ion binding; ubiquitin protein ligase activity
Source: RefSeq, a predicted model, not a curated record
AUGCCGACGUCGUGCGAAGAAAUAAACAAGAAGGCCCACAGUAGUGUGUCAGACUUUGGGCUGGCCCAAGCGGCGGUGGGCGGGGCCAGGCUUCUACUAACAAAGGGCCACACUAGAGGCAGCUGGACAAAGCUAGUGAUGUGCAGGUAUUAUGUACAUGGGCUGUGCAAGGAGGGUGGGAACCGCCGCUAUUCUCAUGACCUCUCAGGGCCUGCUGCCGUGGGCUGAGCCUUGCCCUCUGGGGUUUCUGCAAAUCCCGGGACGCCUGCGCAGGCCCAGCCCCGCAGAGAGGAAGGGGUGGAAGCCCCCCUUUCGGCUUCCUCCAGCUCCUUGCCUCUGAUUGGCUCAGUUGCAGAAGGUGGGUCUUUUGAAACAGGGACAGACAAUAUGGGCUCUCCAGCUGCUCGAGCUGGUGUAGAAUCUUGGGCAGAUACUAUUGAGUUUGUUCCUGGAAUGCCAUACUGUGGCCACAGGGAUCCGUAUUGGGGCCAUAGAGCUCUUUGUACCGCCGCCGCCGCCGCUCCCCCACAGACCGCAGUUAAUGUAGAACAGCUGGUCUUAGGGGUGGGGGAACGGCUUUGCCCCCAUGCCGAUGUAGGUGAAUGUCCUUAUGGAGAGCAAUGUUUGUAUCUCCACGGAGAGAGGUGUGACAUGUGUGGUCUGCAGACUCUGCACCCAACGAAUGCUGCCCAGCGAGCAGAGCACAUAAAGGUGUGCAUAGAAGCACAUGAAAAAAAUAUGGAGCUCUCUUUUGCUGUGCACUGCACUAUGGACAAGGUGUGUGGCAUCUGCAUGGAAGUUGUCUAUGAGAAAGCCAAACCCAGCGAUUGCCGCUUUGGCAUCCUUUCCAACUGCAGCCACACCUACUGUUUUAAGUGCAUCCGUGUGUGAAGGAAAGCCAGUUAUUUUGGAAGCAGGAUCAUCAAGUCAUGCCCAUAGUGCAGGGUCACUUCCAACUUUGUUAUUCCCAGUGAGUUCUGGGUGGAGGACGAGGAAAAGAAGCAGAAACUUAUUCAACAAUACAAAGAGGCAAUGAGCAACAAACCCUGCAGGUAUUUUGAUGAAGGCAGGUGUUGCUGCCCCUUCGGAGAGCACUGUUUUUAUAAGCAUACUUACCCUGAGAGUCCAGGGGAAGUUCACCAGAGUCAGGAUGCUGGAUCCAGCACCUACUGGAAUCAACUUGCGGGAGGACCCACUCAGUUUUAG